Molecule: messenger RNA, 366 nt
Organism: Acaulospora colombiana
Lineage: Eukaryota; Fungi; Glomeromycota; Glomeromycetes; Diversisporales; Acaulosporaceae
Source: the annotation of a GenBank genome assembly
AUGGAGGUUUAUAUAUUUUCCCUUGGGAUGGAGAAGAAUAAUAUAAUCAGUCCUCAUCUCAUGCGAUACCUGUUUAAGUGGUUAGCACCUGAAAGACAAGCCGAGGGCAGUUCACUCACCAGAGAACAGAUUUUCGGUUUCUUCUCAUCUUUCGUUGCAAUUGUAGAACACCAUAUAAUAGAGCUUCUGCAGUUGGUGGACAGCCAGGAACAUAAAUGUCGACAGGGACGAUACCUAGCGAACAAAUUGAGUAAAAAUGGAGCCAUCUUAUUUGUCAAUGUACCAGCAACUAUGGAGGAGGUAUCAGCACAUUUCUAUCAAAUGUUCACUGAACGGGUUGACUCACCGAUCAUAAUAUCAGAUUGA